AUGCGAGAACGGAGCAACCCACCCCAAGAGAAGAAAAUAAAUGCGGAGGAAGCAAUGGCUCGCUUAGCUACAACUCAAACGCAGUUCAUGAAUGAAACUCGCACUAGCCUGCAAAAUCAGUCUGCACAAAUCAGGAAUUUGGAGGUUCAGUUAAGUCAAAUGGCAGGUAUGCUAACAGAGAGACAACAAGGAAACUUGCCUAGCACAUCUGAGGCAAAUCCAAGAAAGAGUGGCAAUGAACAAUGUAGUGCAAUUACUUUGAGGAGUGGAAAGGAAUUGAAGAUGCCAGAGAAAAAUUCUGAGUCUGUAGAUCAAAAUCAUGAUCAAGAUAACCGUGAACACAAUAAAUCUGAAGCUCCGAUUGAAGCACCAUUAUCUCAAGAUAGAUUUACAAGAAUCCCCUUUCCUCAGCGCCUGAAGAAGAAUAAACUUGACCAGCAGUUUGCUAAAUUCUUAGAUGUAUUCAAGAAGCUUCACAUUAAUAUCCCAUUUGCUGAAGCUCUUGAACAAAUGCCAAGCUAUGUGAAGUUCAUGAAAGAAAUUCUUUCAAACAAAAGGAAGCUUAAGGAUUAUGAGACAGUCGCACUUACUGAAGAAUGCAGCGCAAUCUUGCAAAAGAAGUUGCCACCCAAACUCAAGGAUCCAGGCAGUUUUACCAUCCCAUGCUCGAUUGGGAAUGUGGUGUUUGAGAGGGCAUUAUGUGAUUUGGGAGCAAGUAUCAAUUUAAUGCCAUUAUCAAUCUUCAAGAAGCUUAACUUGGGAGAAGCGCGGCCUACUACAGUCACUUUGCAACUAGCAGAUCGUUCAUUGAAGCAUCCCAGGGGAGUAAUUGAAGACGUUCUUGUCAAGAUAGAUAAGUUCAUAUUUCCAACUGAUUUCAUUGUACUUGACAUGGAAGAAGAUAAAGAUAUUCCAAUUCUGCUUGGCAGACCAUUUCUAGCUACUGGGAGAGCACUUAUUGAUGUGCAAAAGGGGGAAUUAUGUCUUCGGGUCCAAGAAGAAGAAGUGACUUUCAAUGUUUUUGAUGCUAUUAAAUAUCCUCAAGCAAGUGAUUGUUGCUUUUCGAUUGAUGAUAUGCAGGUAAUACUACCAAACUCAGUGAAAUUACAAGAUUCCUUGGAGGCCAGCUUAACUCAAGAGUGUAUUGAUGAUAUAGAAGAGAUGGAGGUGAAAGAAUAUCUAGAGUGGAUGGAUUCUUUUGAGCCAAAUAGGAGGAAGUACUUUGAACCAUUGGGACAAAAUCCUAUAUGUCUCAUUCCAUCUAUUAACAACCCACCAAUUCUUGAAUUAAAACCUUUACCAACACAUCUCCGUUAUGCAUAUUUGGGAGAAUCCACUACCCUACCGGUGAUUAUUUCAUCAUCACUUUCUCUUAAAGAAGAAGACAAGCUAUUGAGAGUCUUGAGGGAGCACAAAUCAGCAAUUGGAUGGUCAUUAGCUGAUAUUAGAGGAAUACGACCAUCUAUGUGUUAUAAUCAAAUUGCCAUUGCUCAAGAAGGCCAAGAGAAGACCACCUUUACAUGUCCAUAUGGCACAUUUGCCUUCAGAAGGAUGCCAUUUGGACUAUGUAAUGCGCCAGGCACUUUUCAAAGAUGUAUGAUGGCAAUUUUUUCUGACAUGGUGGAACAUAUAAUUGAAGUUUUUAUGGAUGAUUUCUCUGUUGUUGGAAGCUCAUUUGACAAUUGCUUGGAUAAUCUACAAUUGGUGCUGAAACGAUGUGAAGAAACCAACUUAGUGCUGAAUUGGGAAAAAUGUCACUUCAUGGUUCGUGAGGGUAUAGUAUUGGGUCACAAAAUUUCAUCCAAAGGCAUUGAAGUUGACCGAGCAAAGAUUGAAACAAUUGGAAAGUUACCACCCCCAACAUCAGUUAAAGGAGUUCGGAGUUUCUUGGUCAUGCUGGAUUUUAUAGAAGGUUUAUCAAAGAUUUCUCCAAGAUCGCCAAGCCAUUAUCUCAUCUUCUUGAGAAGGGAGUCUCUUUUGUGUUUGAUGAAGAAUGUAAACGGGCUUUCUUUUAUUUUUGAAGGACAAAUUAGUAUCAACACCCAUAGUUGUGACUCCAAACUGGGAAUUACCAUUUGA
This is a messenger RNA of Dioscorea cayenensis subsp. rotundata (Guinea yam), 2079 nucleotides long. RefSeq lists its product as uncharacterized. NCBI's taxonomy places the organism in Eukaryota, Viridiplantae, Streptophyta, Magnoliopsida, Dioscoreales, Dioscoreaceae. The record is from RefSeq and is a predicted model, not a curated record. The transcript is spliced from 2 exons. The coding region runs from base 1 to 2079 and encodes 692 amino acids.